Molecule: messenger RNA, 983 nt
Organism: Planococcus citri (citrus mealybug)
Lineage: Eukaryota; Metazoa; Arthropoda; Insecta; Hemiptera; Pseudococcidae
Exons: 2
Coding region: 1-780 (259 amino acids)
Molecular function (GO): protein binding
Source: RefSeq, a predicted model, not a curated record
AUGUUUUCGAAUUCUUACGGUGCUUUGAUGAUCGAAAACAUCGAUACAUUCCAACGUUUCUCGAACUUGAUUUCAAUCGGAAUGACAAUGGGGAAAGGAUUUGAAAUUGCUGACCAUCUACUCGAACCUAGCCAACUGAAGGUAUUGAAAAACGAGUUAUUCAAUGUGCCGAGUUUAACGUAUUUGAACAUUCUUUACGUAGAAUUCAAUUCGAAAAACCGUAAUUGGAUAUUACCCGCAUCUUUGCAAAAUUUACGGAUACUGAAUUCGGUUAUUGAAUACGACCUGACGAAAUGUACUCAAUUGGAAACGUUGCAGCUGACUCAUAAUAAAUUAAUGAAAAUGCCUAUCUUAUCGAAUCCGCCUCCACCGUUGAAGGAAUUGAAUUUGAGGAAUAAUCCUUUGCAAGAGUUCACGUUGAAUGAUAUAGCCGGUUAUUGCGAUCUACGAAGCCUUAGCUUGGAUCAGGGGAAUAUGAGUUUUUGCGAAUGCUUCAGACUGAUUCAAUGGAUAAGGAAGAACUUGAAGGAAGUUGACGGGUUUAAAUUCAAUGGCGCAUUGGAAUGUGAGCAUGGUGAAGGUCUUGAUUGCUCAAUUUAUACUUUGCAAGAAGCUGAUAUCUUGAGACAAAAAUGUGUCCAAAGAAAAGUUUGGAAUGUGAUUCUUUGGUUGACUGCUAUAUUUGCCGCUAUCGCGGUCAUGAUUUUGGCGUGCUUUUUCAUCAAUUACAAGCUCAUCGAGACGAGGAUGAAGGAAAUGGGUCGAUCUGGUGAAGAAUGAUCUCUUGGACGCUGUAUCAAGAGUGGAGAAGAUCGAAGAAAACUUAUGGUAUUUUGAAAGUGUCAAUGGCUGGCCCAUGAUAUCUCGAUUGAUCGAGAAAGAAUCGAUUAAUUUUUAUGAAUUGCUGAAUAACGUUGGAAAAUUUUUUUAAAUAAAUUAAUUUUUAUGAAACUGGUUUUCCUACUCAAUUGGUCGUUAUAAAG